AUGCGAGUCUCCUAUCUUCUCCCCCUUCUGAGCUUGCUCUUACCCCAAACAACAGCAGCAGCGCUGGACUCUUCAUCCCACAAUCUGAGCAUCCUCCGCCAGUGCCAAACAACAGGCAAAAACUGCCCAGCAGGGACGAUCACAGUCUCCCAGACCAACGCAACCAUCUACAAGAACCAGAAAGUCCCAACCUACAAAACAAUCCAAUCCGCAAUAAACGCCCUGCCCAACAAUACAACCCCAGCAACCAUUUUUAUCAAAGCAGGCACAUACAACGAACAGCUAAACAUCACCCGCGCCGGACCCAUAACCUUCCUAGGCGAAACAAGUAACCCCAAAGACGCCACCGCCAACCAAGUCCGCAUAACCUGGUCAGCAGCCAACAAAGACUCAACCGGGCAAAGCGUGGACAAUGUUUACUCGAGCGUACUCAUUGUAGCGCCCACGCUGGAGUCAAGUCUGACUGGCUCCGGAACGACCGGAUACGCCGUGCCUGAUGAUACACCAUUUGGAAAUGUGGACUUUAGGGUUUACAAUGUUGAUUUAAUCAAUGAGUGGUCUGACUAUUCGGAUGGGCCGGCUCACGCUUUGAGUUUGAGUCGUGCCAAUGGCGGCUUUUACUAUUGCGGGUUUUAUUCGUACCAGGAUACCGUCUAUGUCGGCAAACUCGGCAACGCAUACUUCUACCAAAGUAUAAUAGCUGGCCAGACGGAUUUCCUCUACGGCUUCGGCACUGCCUGGAUUCAGUCCAGCGAGAUUCAAUUACGUGGCUGCGGUGGCGGCAUUACAGCUUGGAAGGGGACAAAUACAACCUUCACAAACAAAUACGGCGUCUAUAUUGUGGAUUCGGACGUGCGCGCGGCAAAUACAUCCAUUGCACCUGAUAUCAUUGGCGAAUGUGCGCUUGGCCGGCCAUGGAAUAGUCAGCACCGGUCCAUUUUUGCACGGUGUACCGAGGACGGCAGUAUUACGUCUAGUGGCUACAUUGAUUGGGUUGUUUCUGGCGUUGCGCGGUUCCAGGAGGGUGUCACGCUCAUGGCCGAGUAUGCGGUUUCUGGGGCUGGAUUUAAUCGGACGGGUCGGAUUGCAGGGGGUGUUGAUACUUUGCUUGAUACAAAGGCUUGGAAGGCUUACAGUGAGCCCGAAAGAGUGUUUCAGAAACCCACUGGGGAGUUUGAGAAUGUUGGGUGGAUUGACUGGGCGGUUGUGGGUGGGAAGUGA
Molecule: messenger RNA, 1221 nt
Organism: Penicillium nucicola
Lineage: Eukaryota; Fungi; Ascomycota; Eurotiomycetes; Eurotiales; Aspergillaceae
Product: putative pectin methylesterase
Exons: 2
Coding region: 1-1221 (406 amino acids)
Biological process (GO): cell wall modification
Molecular function (GO): pectinesterase activity
Source: RefSeq, a predicted model, not a curated record